This is a messenger RNA of Limulus polyphemus (Atlantic horseshoe crab), 3334 nucleotides long. RefSeq lists its product as uncharacterized. The coding region runs from base 1300 to 3204 and encodes 634 amino acids. NCBI's taxonomy places the organism in Eukaryota, Metazoa, Arthropoda, Merostomata, Xiphosura, Limulidae. The transcript has 3 exons. The record is from RefSeq and is a predicted model, not a curated record.
GACUAUGUACGGUUACAGUAGUGUGUUAGCGCUACACGUGUUUACACAUCAUGUUUUGCCCUUAUACAGAUCUUGGUCAGUCACACUAAUUAAGUAAAGGGAAAAUAAGUAUAUAACGUCGUAUAUUGUGUUAAUUUACAGGUUCUACUGGGAUUUCCUGUCAUUUUUUAAAAGUCAUUUUAUACCAGUUAUGUAUUCAGCAGAUUCGUUGGGCAGUCUCAUUUUAAGUUGUCUGGGAUAGGGGGUGUACGAGUUUAGUAAAAUAAUCUGUAGUUAGGCCAAUAAUUGAAUAAAUAAAUACACUUAUUUUCAUAAUGUUUUAAUAUACGAAUAAUGAAUGGUGCAUAUUAAGCGAAUUAAAGUCACAGACAAAAUAUGAAGAGAAAAAAACAUAUAUAUAUAUAUAUAUACAUAUAUAUAUAUUAUUAGGGGUGAACUUUGGAAUUAUUAACUAUAAAAGAAAGUUAUUAUUUUCAUUCAUCUGUUUGUUAAGGCUUCGGCUCAAGUGUAACUGCCAAAACUUUGACGUACAAGUUAUUUUAAAAAAAGGCGGUAUCUCAGUUGGUUGGAUGGAAAAAUCAUACGUUAAAAUGGAAUUCGUGGAAUAAAAAAUCAGGCCUAUAGGCGUCCGCGGAGGGAGGCACUUGUCCCCUGGAAAAUGAAAAAUGUUUCUUUAUUCAUUCAGUAUAUAUUAUGUUGCUUCAGACUCUGCUACUAUCCGGGGAAAUUAUUGUGGACGCCCACGAUAAUCCAUACCAGGCCCUGUAAACAGAAGUAUCUGAAGAUUUUAGAUCCCAUUUGGCUCCAUUUAGAAGUUGGGGAGUCCAGCAGUUUAGAAGGGGCUUUUGGGAAAUCCCCAGGUUCCCCAAUGAGUGGGGUAAAAUAUUUUACCUCUGUGCAAACCUCGAGAUUCAGACAAUUCGUUUGGUACCACUUGGAAGUUGGUGCAACCAGUAGUUUAGGAGAAGUUACGUGACACUGAAUCUUAUUAUACAGAUAUUCUGUAUGACUCAUUAUCAAAAGCUUCGUGAAGAUGUGAGAUGAAGGUGGAAAAUGGGUGACCAAGGUGUUGUGGUUAAGAUUGGCCUUGAAACAUGGUAUAUUUGAUACCAAAACGUGGUAUAACAUCAACUUUUUCAGAUGUUUUGUCCUCGAGAAAAUCUUUGGUUUACUUGUUGUGGAAAAACUGCUGUCUAGCUCAAAUGUAAUGUAAUGCUGCAACAUUAAACUUCAUGCUCGUAUACAAAAUAAUACUGCUUCGUUUCUUCAGUUUAAUUUAAAGAAGUUUUGACAAGUACAAUGAGUAGUGGUAAAGCUUUUGGAUGGGUAACUGUUGGUAAUAUUCACUUGCCGUUUAUUUUUCGCUUGUGUCAAAAAUAUGUUGCAGUUAAAAUUGUGCAACAAGAAAUGGUGAAGAAGUUUACUGGACUGUUACCACCUUACGUUUUUACGUGCACAAACAUCAAAAGUCACUAUAUUACAAAAAGAGAAGCAAAACUCUGGAAUGAAAUUAAUGGACAUCAUUGUGGUUUUCAAUUUGGAGAGGAAGAUUUUACCACUAAAGACUUGAUUGUUUCUUUGGCAGAUGUUAUCCAAUUUUACGACUUUUUAAAGUUGUGCCAAGAGAAGCUUUCCAGUUCUCCUUCCUCAGAUUAUACAUUGAAAAAAGAUUGUGGUCUGUUAAAGGUGAAUGAAACCAUCAUACCAUACGUACAGACAGAAGUAUCAAAAAUCGUACCAGCUUGCAUGUUACCUGAAAACGUAUUGCACUCUGCAACAACGGAAGGAACUCAGUGGGAUGUUGCGUACAUGAGGUUUUUAUGCCAGGUUGCAGGUUUGGAUAAAACAAAAGUGAAACUUGAUACCACCUUUGUAGCUGUAGAUAAACUAUCAACCACUAGUCCUGAGUCGGGAAUUGUUAUCGCUGAAUGGUGGCCAGAAACCAUACCUUUGGUAAGAAAACCCGCCUCUUCCCAUCAUGCUCCAAGUGACACGAACGUAACCAACAAGGUAACAGUAAUAGACUCAAAGACCACGCCUAAAACAAGGGAAGCCAUAGGGAAGACGAAACAAAUAUCUUUCAGUGAACUGUCUGAUAAUUUUAGCAUACAACGACAUACUUACCACAUAGUCCCUGGAUCAGAGGGAACCUUGCCUAGUUUAACUGCAUCUUGUAGAGUAAAGGAGGUUCUGAAAGAUGGGUUUUGUCUGAAGGAUCACUGUGGAAAACUUAUACCAAACCAUACACUCUUAUAUGGUGGAUUAACAGCAGUUCCCGCUUGUGGUUAUUUUGUGAGGCCAGCUGCUUCAGAAACUGGACAGCCCUCUACUUGUGAAAGCUUGGUCAAAUCAUCCUCAGAACAAGGAAAUGAAAACGAGAUCAGUACAGCCACAUUGACAGAAAAAAUUGAAUCCCACAUAACAGUCCAAGCCUCCUCUAAAGAAGACACUUCCUGCAGCCUUGAUGAAAGAACCGAUAGGACCUCAGAAGUGAUACGGUUAAAAACGGACGCAACUAACAAGAACUUUACUCCAACAAACAUACCUUCUACCAAUAUGCCGGUGGUUCCAAAAGGUAUUCUUACUGCAACAGAGAUGAAUACAUUGUGUUCUAACUCCAAACACCCCGUGGAACUGAUAACACCAUUACCUAUUCAAUCUCAAACCCUAAAUAUGGACAACACUCAAAAUCAAACUAGUGUUGAGAAGUGCUCGGGUGGUUAUGUGGAUUCAGAAUCCAUUAAAGAUGACUCUCUUAUACUGUCGGAGACAACAGGCUUCUUUGUUACCAACAUCGAUUACUCCAUCCGGGAAGUCAACGUUCAUGGAAAGCCUGUUCUAGCCGUGAACAUGGAUUCUUCUCCUGAACCAGUUCUGGUGACGAGUCUUACUGAAGUGGUAAACAACUUUGAGACUGGGACAGUAACUUCAUGUGAAUCUGUGUUACAGAAUGUGCUGAAGGUACAGAUGUAUCCAUGCAGUAGCCAGCAGAGACAGGUUCUGGUUACUCAUGGAGUUGAAGUGGAAACUGGUGACAAACUGGUUGAGAUUAAAGAUCUACAGAGGUACAUGCCCCAGCUGCUGUACAUGUUCAAGAAAACGGAUGCUACUCCCAAAGAUCUGGAAAGUUCUGAACAACCACCUUUAAAGAAAGCGUGUACCGAGACUGAAACAGAUUCUGUAAUAAUGUGUAGUAAUUGUUGAUAUUUACCUAAUUUUAUUUUCAUUCAUUGCUUGUGAUUUCAUCAGAGUCCGAAGUUUAUUUUCAUCCUGCUCGUUAAACAAUUAGAGUAAUUUUUUUUCUGUUUGCUUAAGUUACAACACUACCUUUAAG